AUGGAUUACUCAAGAAACAAUUUCAACUCUAGUAUACCAAAUGAAAUUGGAGAUUUCAUAUAUGCUAGGUCUUACCUUUCGCUCUCAAGCAAUAACUUACAUGGGCCCAUUCCAAAAUCAAUAUGCAAUGCAAGUGGCUUAAUUCUUGAUUUGUCUAAUAAUUCUUUGAGUGGAAACAUCCCUCAAUGCUUAGCUGAAGACGUUCCACUUCAAUCAAGGGUUGAGAGCACAGACGAGCUUACUCAAGCAGUUGAGCAUUCAGUCAUUGAGUUGAGCAGAAACAAGCUUACUGGAUCCAUCCCAAAUAAUUUUCAGAAAGCUUGUGGUUUAGAAACUCUUGACCUCAGCAAAAAUCAGAUACAAGGACAGUUUCCGAAAUCACUCGUCAACUGCUCAAAGUUAGAGGUGCUAAACCUUGGAAAUAAUUACAUAACAGAUAAUUUUCCUUGUGUUUUGAGGAGCGUAUCCACCUUGCGUGUCCUUGUUUUACGAUCCAACAAGUUUUAUGGAAGCAUUGGAUGUCCCAACGUCAAUGACACUUGGUAUGUGCUUCAAGUAAUUGAUUUGGCUCAUAACAGCUUUAGUGGUGAUAUGGCUGGAAGAAUGUUUCUUGCAUGGCGAGCUAUGAUCACUAGACACGAUUCUCCAUUUAAUCUUGAAUAUGCUUUUAAGUCGAGAUACUAUGGACCUUUGAUCCCAUCAUUUACUGGUCUAUACAAUCUUGAAUCAAUGCUUAUCAGUCUUGAUGCUCGUUAUAAAGAUACUAUAACAACUAUCAUCAAAGGGCUAGAGUUUCAUCUGGUAAAGAUUCCAAGCAUAUUCACCUUGGUUGAUUUCUCCUACAACAAAUUCAACGGAUUAAUACCAGAGGAAAUCGGAGAGUUGAAAUCACUAUAUGCCCUCAACUUAUCAGGUAAUGCUCUCACAGGAAGAAUCCCAUCAUCAUUUGGUCGGAUGCAACAACUGGAGUCCUUAGAUCUCUCAAACAACCAAUUUAGCGGCAAAAUUCCACAACAGAUGGUAAAUCUCACAUUCCUUGCUGUCUUGGAUCUCUCAAAUAAUAAAUUGGUUGGGAGAAUCCCCACCGGUACUCAGUUUUCAACAUUCCCAAAUACCUCAUUCGAAGGUAACAAAGCAUUAUGGGGGCCUCCUUUAAUAGUAGAUGCAUUAUUGUCGCCACCAACUUCUAAUGGAAGCUCAAGUGAUCAUCUGAAUUCUGGAGAUGAGAUUGAUUGGGAUAUUAUAAGUGUUGAAAUUGGAUUUACAUGUGGGUUUGGAAUUGCCAUUGCGUCACUUCUGUUCUGCGAAAGAUGGAGGAAAUGGUAUUACGAAGCUAUGCGUAGUCUUCUUUUCAAGAUAUUCCCUUGGUUGGAGCACAAAUUUGGUAUUCAUAGAAGACAUUGA
This is a messenger RNA of Argentina anserina (silverweed cinquefoil), 1404 nucleotides long. Its product is annotated as receptor-like protein 33. The record is from RefSeq and is a predicted model, not a curated record. The transcript has a single exon. NCBI's taxonomy places the organism in Eukaryota, Viridiplantae, Streptophyta, Magnoliopsida, Rosales, Rosaceae. Bases 1 to 1404 code for a protein of 467 amino acids. Gene Ontology annotation, molecular function: protein binding.